AUGGCUGACUUAUCAUCUCCAGUUCAAACAAAAGCCGAUGCGUCGAAACAAGCAUCCGUUAUCGCCGAAGUGCAAGAAAGCGAUGAACCCCAUCGUGAUAUUUCUGGUGACGUUAUCGAGGAUGGCCUACGAAGAGGGCUUAAGGGCCGUCAUUUUAUGAUCAUUGCCCUAGGAAGUAUUAUCGGACCAGGUUGCUUUUAUGGCUUAGGCUAUGGAAUCUAUGAAGCUGGUCCAUUGGGGCUCUUGAUUGGCUUUUCUAUUGUGGGAGCCUCGGUGUGGAUUUUGAUGCAAAGUGUUGGAGAGAUUGCUACGCUUUUCCCAGUUCAUGGUGGCUUUGUUGAGCACUGUGAUCGAUUUGUGGAUCCAGCCUUCAGCUUUGCAGUAUCUUGGCUGUAUUAUUUCAUGUGGAGUGUAUUUCUAGCAUCGGAUUGGAACAACGCCACGGUCUUCCUUCAAUUCUGGAUUCCCGACACCACUAUCCCCGUUUGGGCUUGGUAUAUCUUGUUCUUCGUCUUCUUCUCCAUUUUAACAACUCUUGGGGUGAAUUUUUACGGAGAGACCGAAUACUAUUUUGGCAUGUUCAAGUUCCUGUCACUGAUCGUGCUAUUCUUCAUUUCGAUUCUUGCCGAUACUGGAGCGUUCGGGAAUGGGUAUGUCGGAUUCACAUACUGGAAAGAACCAUAUGGUCCAAUUCGAAAUGGAAUCAAUGGAUUCGGCCAAGUAUUUGUUCUGGCCGCCGCAUAUUAUGUUGGAACUGAGAUUGUUUCUGUCGCUGCGGGCGAGUCUAAAAACCCUCAACGCGACGUUCCUCGUGCCACCAAUUCUAUCCUAUAUCGUAUUCUGUUCGUCUUUAUUGUGCAUCCAGCCUCUAAAACGGCAUCGUCUCCGUUUACUAUUGGAUUCAUUCUUGCUGGGUGGAAAUCUUCCGGGCAUUUCGUCAACGCCAUCAUCCUCAUUGCCUUCAUAUCCGCUGCGAAUGGAGUAGUUUACAUCCAAUCACGAACGCUCUACUCUCUCGCUUUGAAACGGAAAGCGCCUUCUUUCUUCGCAAUAACAAAUGCUAGGGGAGUCCCGUACCCGGCAAUCAUAUUCUCAAAUAUGUGGGGCUUCUUAGGUCUGAUGUCCUUGCAAACAACAGCUGGGAGCCUCUUUUCCUAUUUCACCUCCUUUGGCGGCACAGCAGCUUAUAUCGCCUGGGCUGCUAUCACAUUUGUUCAGCUUAGGGUUCGCGCUGCUGCAAAGAAGCAAGGUAUCGACGCUAAAACAUUCCCCUUCAAAGCGCCAGGUCAUAUUUUGGUCUACUGGGGCAACCUCUUUUUCAAUAUUUUUUUGCUCUUGAUUCAAGGUUUCACAGUAUUCGAGGCGCCUUUCGACUAUAAGUCAUUUAUCGCUUCUUAUAUUAGUAUUCUGGUGUUUUUCCUGAUGUUUAUUGGGUACAAAUGGUGGUUCAAGAGUCAAUGGUCAGUCAUUCCCACAUCAUAUCAAAAUAACAGUCGAUACUCACAUUCAAAUUUUUCUUUAGGGUAUCAUUGGAUCAAAUUCACUUUCCAGACAGACUGA
Penicillium expansum is the source of this 1560-nucleotide messenger RNA. RefSeq names its product Amino acid/polyamine transporter I. Bases 1 to 1560 code for a protein of 519 amino acids. NCBI's taxonomy places the organism in Eukaryota, Fungi, Ascomycota, Eurotiomycetes, Eurotiales, Aspergillaceae. Gene Ontology annotation, biological process: amino acid transmembrane transport. Gene Ontology annotation, molecular function: amino acid transmembrane transporter activity. Gene Ontology annotation, cellular component: membrane. The record is from RefSeq and is a predicted model, not a curated record. The transcript is spliced from 8 exons.